Molecule: messenger RNA, 1419 nt
Organism: Colletotrichum truncatum
Lineage: Eukaryota; Fungi; Ascomycota; Sordariomycetes; Glomerellales; Glomerellaceae
Product: amine oxidase
Molecular function (GO): oxidoreductase activity
Source: RefSeq, a predicted model, not a curated record
AUGUCUGGUCGUCUUGUCGUCUUCUUUGGCGCUCUGUCAAUUGUGGCAGCGGGUGCCAUCCCCGACAGCGCUGCUGCAACUGUCAUUGAGAAGGAUGUCGUGAUUCUAGGUGGUGGAGCGUCAGGCUCCCACGCUGCUGUCAGGCUUCGGGAGGACUACAACAAGACGGUCGUGGUUGUCGAGAAGCAGAACCGCAUUGGAGGCCAUGUUGGAACUUUUGACGACCCCGAGACGGGCAACUCUUACGACUACGGCGUCAACUCAUACACUGAUUACCCCGGCGCUCGCGAAUUUGUUGCACGUUUGAACGUUUCUGUUCAGACACCCUCACGAUUGGCUCUGACUACCAGCUACGCCGAUUUCAGGACGGGCAAGUUGACAAACUAUUCGCUGCCUGCCUCAGCCGAUAUCAGCGCCGCGCUGAGGACUUACAUCGAGCUUGCCGAAAAGUAUGAGGAUAUGAUCCUACCCUCCUAUGCGAAAUUUCCCAAGAUCAACGAAACCAUUCCUGAAGAUCUGACCAUGCAUUUUGCCGAUUUCGUCAAGAAGUACAAGAUCGAGGCUGCCGUCCCUCGAAUCUUCCAAGUCACCGGCUUGGGCAUGGAGGAGUUUCCUAACCAGUUGACCAUAUACGUCAUGCAGGUUUUUGGUGCUCCUCUGGCCCGGUCGCUCCUGGGAAUCAUCGGAUCUUUUGUACCCGUCUCUAGGAGGAACCAGGAGAUCUAUGAUUCGAUUGCCGAUCUACUUGGAGAGGAUAUCCUUUACUCCUCGACCGCUAUCAAAACUGUUCGCACAGACGAGGGUGUUGAGGUCCUUGUUCGCAGCGCCCAGAAGAAACAUACUCUGAUCCGAGCCAAGAAGCUCAUCAUCUCUUUUGAGCCCACCCUCGAUAACCUCAGGGGUAUUGAUAUCGACACCAAGGAGACUGCCGUCUUCGAGAAGUGGUUAUGGUCGACAGUUCACGCUGGCAUUAUCUCGCACCCGUCCCUACCUGCUCUGCGCUCUUACACCAACACCGACGUGACCAAGUGGCAAUCUCUCCCCGACCUCCCCUUCGUUGGCCGCUUUGACUACCUCGGAGAUGAUAACUACCGCGUUCUAGUUGGUGGCGCUGCAGGCUUCGAUAUUCGUGAGGCGCAGAACCUUAUGAAGAAGUCCCUUCAUCAGCUCUCAGCUGCUGGCACCAUCCCUGAUCUUGGAGAUGAACCCAUCAAGAUUAAGGCGUGGGCGGACCACGGCGCCAUGCAACUCCACGCGUCCGAGACAGACCUUAAGGCCGGCUUCAUCCCUAAGCUUUACGAGCUUCAGGGACGCAAAAGCACCUACUUCACUGGCGGCGCGUGGACUGCGCAGUUCACUACCAUCUUGUGGGAGUAUAACAACCAGUACCUCUUGCCUAAGCUGCUGGCAGAGUUCUAG